CCCGGCCAGUCCACCUCCUGGCUGUCUGAUUCACGGCCGGCCCUCCACCUACCAAUAGGGGAGACCCUCCGACUCCCGAGACAUUCGAAACAUUCGAAACGCAGCCACUCCCUCCCACUUCCUCGUUCACCGACCGGCCAUCCCCCGUCAGCGAUCGCCCCCGUGCAGCCAUGGUCGCUGCCCAGUCGGCCUGAUUUGACGCUCAAUUGACCCCGUGGCGUCCCUUUAUCUCGACCAGCAUAUGCUCACGACCCUCUCCUCCCCUCCGAACCCUCCCCCCCGCCGCCCGCCAUGUUAUUCUUCCGCAGCGGCGUCCAGAGCCCGCGCCGGCGCAACCAAGAAAAAGCCAUCCUCUGCACCAUCCUCAUCGUCUACGGCCUAUACUUCCUCUUCUUCGCCGGCAGUUCCGACCCGAAGCGCGUCGAGACCGCCGCCGUGCAGGGAGGCCCGCACCGGGACUCGCGGUCGGGGCGGGCGUCCCCGUCCGCGUCCGCGUCGCGGCAAGCCCAGACCACCAGCAAGGAGAUGGUCGUGGCCAGCAUGAAGGGCGAGGAUGUGUCCUGGCUGUACGAGUCGUUUCCCGACUGGCAUAAGAGCGUGUAUGUGGUCGACGACAAGAAUGCGCCGUUGACCGUGAAGUUGAAUAAGGGGAGGGAGUCGAUGGUGUAUCUGACUUAUAUAAUUGACAACUACCACAACCUCCCUGACUCGAUCCUGUUCAUUCACUCGAAACGAUACCAAUGGCACAACGACGAUCCGUACUACGACGGGGUCCCCAUCCUGCGCAACUUCCAGCUCCCCUACCUCCAGAAACAGGGCUACGUGAAUCUGCGCUGCGCGUGGGUGCUGGGCUGUCCGGCGGAGAUCCACCCGCUGACGGACUCGCAUCGCAACGACGUGCACGCCGGCGAGUACUUCAAGACCGGCUUCAUGGAGCUGUUCCCCGGCGUGGAGGUCCCCGAAGAAGUGGGGGUUUCGUGUUGCGCGCAAAUCGCCGUGACCAGCUGGAAGAUCCGCCAGCGCCCGAAGAGCGACUACGAGCGCUACCGGAAGUGGUUGGCCGAGACGACCCUGCCGGAUGAUCUGAGCGGGCGCAUUAUGGAAUACUCGUGGCAUAUGAUCUUUGGUAAGGGCCCGGUGUACUGUCCCACGGCGGAGGAGUGCUACUGUAAGGUGUUUGGGCUGUGCGAUCUGGACUGUCCGACGGAGGGAGACUGCGCUGGUCGCUAUGUGCUCCCGCCGUAUUCGUCGCUACCGAAGGGGUGGCCGUAUAUUGGCUGGAAGGGUCAGAAGCAGGACCCGAGUAAGGGGCUUCCGGAGGCGUGA
Messenger RNA from Aspergillus heteromorphus CBS 117.55, 1326 nucleotides. RefSeq names its product DUF3431 domain-containing protein. The transcript has 3 exons. Bases 292 to 1326 code for a protein of 344 amino acids. NCBI's taxonomy places the organism in Eukaryota, Fungi, Ascomycota, Eurotiomycetes, Eurotiales, Aspergillaceae. The record is from RefSeq and is a predicted model, not a curated record.